UCUUCCUUAGCCUUUCUUUUGUGUUAUUUUUAUUCCUACAAAUUCUUUCUUUUCCUCAACUUUCAACCUCUGAGGAAACACAGAUUUUUUACCCGAUAUUCUUUUGGGAGACUUUUUGCACAUACAAAAAAGACAUCUUUUUUUCUCUCCCAAUAUUUUGUUUUGUAGCCCAAGUAUUCAAAACAAAUUCAUACAACCCUUUUAGCAGCACAGAAAGAUUUAAUUCUGUGGGGAGGAACACUGAAGAAGAGAUUCCUGAACAAGUUGAAUCCAAGGCCAUGAAGCAAGGUCAAUGUAAAAAAUCUCUUUUUGCUUCAAUUCACAAACCAUCAACAGAAGAUAGCAGGCCAAGAAGCAUGGUUAUUAAGAAAGCAAAUACUGUAAUUCCAUCUCAUAUCAUAGCCGAAGCAAUAUCAACAUUACAUGAUGAUGGUCUUGGCCUUAGAUGGUCAGGUCCAAUUACACCAACAGAAAUGGAAUAUGUUGAGCAAUAUGUCCUAGCAAAGUAUCCACAAUAUGCGGGCCUUGUUGAAGGUGAAAAAUUUGACCUCUCUAGUAUUUGCAUCAAUGAUGAGUCUACUACCGAUCCUGUCACAGAUGACAAGAGAAAGUCUCCAAGGGGAGCAUCCAGAGAGCCCACCACACCCUCCUCUGGUGGCAACCUUCCUGAGCUAGAUAGGACACAGUUAGCGCCAUCAAGAUUGCUCGAUAUCCUCACAACAAAAUCCUCCUUUCCUGGUAGUUUCAUCUCAAUCCCUGAGAUACAAGCUCGAAACAAGGUUUUGAAGCACUGCGGCUUGCCUGAUGAAGAGUACCUAGUUCUCUUCACACCGAAUUAUGUCGAUUCCAUGAAGUUAGUAGGGGAGAGCUAUCCAUUCUUCAAGGGAAACACCUACAUGACCAUUAUAGGAGAGGACGAAGAAGACUGCAUAAGGGAGUAUGCUAGUUUCAAAGAAUCAAGAGUGAUUUUGGCACCAGUGACUUGGUUGGACUUGAGGAUCAAAGGUUCACAGCUUAGCCAGUACUUCAGGAAAAAAAGCAAGUACAAGCAAAAGGGUCUGUUCUCCUAUCCUGCUGUUGUAAAUGGGACUCAUUAUUCACUGCAUUGGGUUUCAGAAGCUCAUCGGAAUUCAUGGCAUGUUCUUCUUGAUGCCACUGAACUAGUUAUUGGCAAAGACCACUUGAAUCUGGUCCUGCAUAGGCCUGACUUUGUGUUAUGCAGUCUUGACAAUACACCUGCAAUUCCUUCAAAAAUAACUUGCCUCUUGGUCAGGAAGAAGUCUUUUGAUACCACCACAGCUUCAUCUCAAGUCAGUGAGUAAACAAUACUUGUAAAUGUAGACUUUGUUUUCUCUGCUUAGGGAAAAAUCUAUCUUUAGUCCAAUCACAUACAGAAGUAGCAACCAAGUGUCAAAUUGGGCUAAAGGGAUAAGGAAUUUUGUUUCAGAUUACCAUUUUAAAUUGUGAUCAACAGACAAUAUAAAGAAAGAUCUCAGGUUUGAAGUCCCAAAACUAAGUCUUACUUUAUAUGGCUACAAAUUUUCAUUUCACUGAAACACAAGAAUCCAAAAGCUCCCAAAAUAGCAAGCAUUUUCAUUUUGGAUUGGAUCUAACUCUUAAGAAUCUAAAAGAUGAUAC
Messenger RNA from Humulus lupulus (European hop), 1638 nucleotides. RefSeq lists its product as uncharacterized. Lineage: Eukaryota; Viridiplantae; Streptophyta; Magnoliopsida; Rosales; Cannabaceae. The record is from RefSeq and is a predicted model, not a curated record. The coding region runs from base 279 to 1322 and encodes 347 amino acids. The transcript is spliced from 3 exons.